UUUGUCUACUUCAGUUGUCAAACUUUAAUCAAAGAAAACACCCAACAGCAAGGAGUGAUAAAAAAAAAAUUGCACAUCUCGGGAUGGCACUUUAUUUUCCUUACUUUAGUUGAGAUCUCAUAGUAGGUAUUUGUUUAUUCAGCUCCCCUGCAAACUGGCUUAUAAAUGAGAACUUGUGCAAUGGAAAGGAUGAAUCUUUUCACUCUAGAGGUACAGUCUCUAGUCAUGCUCUUUCAAUGUUUUAGAUCUAAGUCGAUCUUUUGCUCUCAAUCCGCACGUAUUAACUUUAUUUACCCUUCAAGAGAAGGCCUGUCAAUGAUAAAGCUAUCCAUCCGCAGAUAAAUGUCGAGGGUUAAGAGUUCUUGGACUUAGGAGUCUACUGGUGCCUGCUUGAUAUCACAAGAACGAUGACAAAAAGCUGAAACAUGAAGACUCUCUUAUUGUUAGCUGCUGCCGUCGUGGUUAUUAUCGAUGAUGUCAGUGGAUGUGGAGGUUGUAGACCUGGCCGCUCACCACCUCCUAGAUGGAGUAGUUGGGGCUCCUGGAUUAGCUGUAUAAACGGCUUGAAAUCAAGGCUUCGCACAAGGAUAUUUCAGUUUGAUUCCAGCCGCAAGGAUUGCGACGAAUGUUCCACAGGCAACGGCGGGUGCGCCCAGAUAUGUACAAACACUCAUGGAUCUUACAAGUGCAGCUGCAGAAAAGGAUAUCAGGCAAAUGGACGCAGCUGUUCAAAAUACCGAUGUCCUUCUCUAGGAUAUCCAUCCAAUGGAACGGUAGUUAGGUGUAACCAAGAAUAUCUAGGUUACUGCGAAAUAGCAUGUAACACGGGUUAUGAAUUAGUCGGAGUGGCGCGCAGCCAAUGCUUGCUGAGAGGCUCGACGGCUUAUUGGAGUAAUUCCUUGCCAAGUUGCAAAGCGAAAAGAUGCCAGAAAUUGACUAUAAAAAAUGGCGCUUUUAAAAGUGGUUCAUGUAAGAACAGCCCAACUCAUGGUCAAGAGUGCUCAAUCGGUUGUAAUCCUGGAUACGAAUAUAGGGGAACACCUAAAAGCUCUAAAUGUAAUGAUGGAUCUUGGAGCAACAGCAUCAUAGUCUGUCAGGAUACGGAACGUCCUAAAUUUGAUAGACAUUGCCCCGUGGAGAUCACGGAAGUCGCUCGAGGAGGGCAGAACUCCGCUCCGGUACAGUGGGGAGUAUUCACCGCGAAGGACAACUCCCAAAAAGUGAAGGUGACCCCAAAGAAUCUUAAACAACCGCAAAUAAUGAUGGAGGGCAGACACACGAUUCUCUAUAAAGCAGAGGACGCGGAAAAAAAUCGUGCAUUUUGCAAAGUAAACAUAAAUGUUAAAGUCUUCAGAUGUCCUCCAUUAUAUCCACCGCUAAAUGGGAAGCUUGUGAAUCCUAAAUGUGGCAAUCUUUACGGAAGUACAUGCCAUGUUAUGUGCGAUCAUGGAUUUACCCUCAAAGGCGACAAUGUCAGAAAAUGUGAAAAAAAUAAAAAUAAUACGUUCUGGAGUGGUAACCCAAAGUGCGAAGUUAAUAAAUGUUCAUCGCUCCCUGCUCCUGCAAACGCGACAAUGGCUGGAUAUGGCUGCGACGGUCGCGUCGCAAACUAUAGUACCACCUGCCUCGUCAGUUGCAACAUUGGUUUCACUGCAUUGCAAGGGUCAAGUAAACGAACAUGUUUGGCGAAUGGAAAUUGGAGUGGUUCACAACUUUCUUGCUCAGCUGUUAGUUGUCCCAAACUGAGCAUCAACCAUGGGGCCAUGAUGGUUGAGCCAAAAGAAUGCUCGAAUGGUAACAUUUCUUAUGCGACUGUUUGUCGGUUCACUUGCAAAGAAGGGUACCAGCUGGUGGGACCUGGACUGAAGACUUGUAUGCAGUCUGGAACAAUGCAUCCACUACAGAAUCCUUCUUGCAAAGACAUAGCUGCGCCAAAGUUUUUGUCUUGCCCAAGGAUGAUAGAAGCCACGGCUGCAAAGGAAGAACUUACGGCAAAAGUCGAAUGGGCUCGACCAAACGCAGCAGAUAAUUCUGGAAUACCACCAAAUGUCACAAUAAAAGGGAAAAAAUCAGGAUCCAUCUUUAGAGAGGGCGAACACAGCGUCAUUUACACUGCAGUUGAUAACAUGGGAAACUUUGCGACUUGCUUUGUUAGGAUAUUUAUUUCAGUAAUCCGCUGUUGGCCUAAGGUAUUUGCUCCACCUGGUGGUAGAAUGAUCUGUAGUAGUUCCAACGUUUACGGCUCCAAGUGCUUUUUUUCUUGCCACCACGGCUACAGCUUAGAAGGUUCUGUUCACAGAGUGUGCGAGAAGAACGGAAAGAAGGGUUACUGGACUGGAAACGAAACAAAGUGUAAAUUGGCCAAAUGCCCACACAUUGAUUUACCCCCUAACACUUUACAGUCCGGCUGCGGCGGUGGAAAAGUGCAAAAUUUAUUUGGUGACAGGUGCCUCUUCUAUUGCCGACGGGGUUUCUAUAAGGAGAGUGGGUCGCCUGAAAGAGUCUGUCAAGCAAAUGGAACUUGGUCUGGAGAACCAUUGCGUUGUCGAGAGGUGAGAUGUCCGCCAUUACAUCCUCCUAUCCACGGCUACGUGGAGCCUAAUGAUUGCACGUCCUCUCCAAAGUAUGGAGUCUCGUGUUACUUUUCCUGCAACAAAGGUUUCAGGCUAAUCGGAAAACCUCUAAAGUUUUGCCUGAACAACGGCAAAUGGUCUUCAAACUCUAGCAUUACUUGUAAAGACAUCGAAAGUCCAUCAUUUGGUUCAACUUGUCCUACCACUAUAUUAGUAACAGCAGACAAAGGAAAGAAUUACACAGUACCAUCUUGGCCGCCAAUAGUUGCUACAGACAACUCUGGUAUUAAGCCAGUCGUCACUUCAGUUGGAGUAAGAGCCAAAUACUACGAAGGAAAGCAUUUAAUUGUAUAUAACGCAACUGACGCCGCAGAAAAUAGAAAGCUUUGCCGCUUUUAUCUGUCUGUUGAUGUCACCAGAUGCCAAAGGCUUCUCAGUCCACUCAAUGGUUUCUUCAUUGGACCUUGCGGUAACAUAUAUGGUUCAAAGUGCACCAUGGGAUGCGACAACGGAUACAACCUUGAUGGCCCAUCGAGUACUACUUGCGUAGCUAGGUCAGGUCACUUGACGGGAAAGUGGGAUAAAGAUUUCCCGGUCUGUAGAAUUCGCAGAUGCACUAAACUGGACGUGCCAAAGUUUGGCAUUGUGUAUCCUUUCAUGUGUAUAAUAUCUCCUGUCAGUGGCACCGACUGUUAUUUUGAGUGCAAGCAUGGUUAUAAGCUGGAAGAAGGAGCAGAGAAAGUACAUUGCGGACUUGAUGGAAAAUGGGACGUGGGAGACGACGCAUCUUUUAAAUGCAAGGAUAUUACACGGCCAGUAUUUGAAAGCUGUCCCUUGGACAUUGCUGUUGGCCUGGACGAAGGAGGACGCGCAGAAGCAAAUUGGACAAUUCCUGUUGUAUCUGACAAUAGUCGUAUUGAACCGAAAGUAACUGUGUCACCGAAGGGUAUUCAUCCACCCUUUUCUUUUCACCACACCACAAAAGUAGCUUACACCGCCGUGGAUUCAUCGGGAAAUGUGGCAAAAUGUUCCUUUAAAAUAACUGUUGAAGAUAAUAAGGGACCCGAAGUUGUCUACUGCCCUCCUGACCAGGAAGUUAAGGCUACGGGAUGGGUUACAACAGUGAAGUGGAAACAACCAAAAUUUAAAGACAACAGCAACGAACCACUGAUCAUAAGCUGCAGCCACAAUGAAUCAGCAGACUUUUACUGGGGAACUUGGAACGUACAUUGUACUGCGUAUGAUAAAAACCCAAGUAACAAACCAGCCAUCUGCAAAUUCACAUUAAAUGUUAAACCUCUAGAAUGUCCAAAAAAGAAGCCACCGAAGAAUGGAGCGAUGGCCUGCGAUAACUGGGUUUUUGGGCACUUUUGCAGUCCGUUCUGCAAUGACCAAUGGGAUUUUCUUGAGGAUUUUAGAGAGUCUACUUGGUUUUGCACUGGAAGUGGAAUGUGGUGGCCGCGUAAGCACUGGCCAGAUUGUUCAAAGGCAGCUCAGCCAAACAAAGCAAGGAGAAAAGGCGAAUUGCAUUACUAUGCUGGAGAUUGCUCGAAUCCUGCAACAAGAUCACAAAUCAAGGAACAGUUUAUCAAGAUUCUAAACAGUACUGUUCAGAUUAACAGGGUUUGCCGGGAGAAGGCGUUUCGUGAUAAAUGCAAAGCUGAAAAUGUGAUUGUGACGUGCUCUCUCGUUGACAUCAAACCAAAUAGGAACAGAAGAGAUUCAGCAGUUGAUGAUACGAUUCACAGAAGAGUCCGGCGGGCAGUUCCAGUUACAAAAAUAACUUUUGAAAUUGCAGUUUACCUUGGGGACGUUGUCACAGACGAUACCAAAGAAAGCAAGAUAAAACUAGGAGACAAAGGAGUGCGAAUCACGCAAAACAUUAGUUCUCAGAUCACAGAGGCUUUGGAUAAGGAAAGCAUUCCUAUAACAUUAGAUGGAAAGAAAAUCCUUCCGGAUAAAAAUUCCUUAAACUUUUCUGAACCCGAAAAGGAGUGCGCCAAAGGACAAACUUUCAGAGAUGGAUUUUGUCUAAACUGUACGUCUGGCACCUAUUUAGACAAAGGAAGCGGUACAUGCAAUGAUUGCCCAGCAGGAACCUACCAGGAAAGAGACGCUCAGACAAGGUGCCUCCAAUGUCCAAAUGGCUCUUCAACAACGGAGUCAAGGACAGACAACAGCUCAAGUUGCCUUGCCCUGUGUAGAGCUGGUACAUUUUCGCCCACUGGUCUAGAGCCCUGCAUGUUAUGUGAAAAAGGGUUUUAUCAGGAGGAAGAAGGACAAAAAGUUUGUAAAAAAUGUAUGGAAGGGCAAACAACUUCAUUUGAGGGCUCCAACAGCUCUUCAAAGUGUGGUGUUGCUUGUCCAGCGGGGUCCUUCUCAAGUACUGGACUAGAGCCUUGUACUCUAUGUAACAGACGUUCUUAUCAGUCACACGAAGAAAGCCGCAGCUGUCUUUUCUGUCCUGGUACCACUGAAACACGGAAAAACGGAUCAAGGAGUCGUCAGGACUGCGUAGAAAUAAACGAGUGUGAUUCAAGUCCGUGCAUAAACAACUCAACAUGUAAAGGACUGGUGGCUGACUACCUAUGUUUAUGUCCACCUGGAUUAGCCGGAAAGAAUUGUGAAAUAAACGUAGAUGACUGUCAACAUGAGCCAUGCCUCAACAAUGGAACCUGUCAUGAUCUUUUGAAUGGCUUUAGGUGCUCCUGCCCACAAGGAUUUGAGGGUGUCAACUGCGAAAACGACAUCGAUGAAUGUAAGUCAUCACCGUGCGUUCAUGACUCAACAUGUAACAAUAUCCCAGGCAGCUUUACCUGUAUCUGCGAGACGGGUUUUACCGGCGUGAUUUGUGACGUAGAGAUUGAUGAAUGCAACGCAUUGCCGUGUCUAAAUGAUGCAACGUGCAUAAGGAAAUCAAACGGAUAUGAAUGUGUCUGCCCAAGGGGGUUUCAAGGCACUAACUGCGAAGACAAACUUGAGGCAUGUGCAUCUCUUCCGUGUCAGAAUGGGGCCAAGUGUAUCGAUGGCACCAACAGCUAUGAGUGCGCUUGCACGGAAGGGUUUAAAGGAAGUCAAUGCGAGAUAAAUAUCGAUGACUGUGCGGAUAAUCCUUGCAUUAAUAAUUCCACGUGCAUCGAUGAUGUUAACGAGUUUUAUUGUCGUUGCGAAAGCGGUUUUAUCGGUAAAGCAUGCGAAUUCAAGACGGAUGACUGUCUCCUGAAAGUUUGUGAGAAUAACGGGACUUGCAUUCCUACAGGUGAUGGCUUCAUGUGCAAAUGUAGGCCGGGAUUUGACGGAUUGAACUGUGAAAAUAACUUAGACGAUUGCGCGUCCAACCCUUGUUCCAACAAUGCCAUCUGUCGCGAUGAAGUCAAUAACUUUACCUGCCGCUGCCCUCCAGGUUACACUGGAAAGGAUUGCAACAUAGAUAUAGAUGAAUGCGAAGCAACGCCUUGUUCCAACAAUGGAACAUGUUCUGAUUAUAUUAACUCCUUUAGUUGCCAGUGUAGGGAUGGUUUCGAGGGUUCUCUUUGCGAAAUCGAUGUAGAUGACUGCAAAAGCUCACCUUGUCUGAACAAAGGUAUAUGCACUGACCGUGUGAAUGACUACACCUGCGAGUGUCCCUUUGGAUUCACUGGCAUCAACUGCGAAAUCGAUCUUGAUGAAUGCAGUUCAAACCCAUGUCUUCACGAAGGAACUUGUGUGGACCUUUUGGGACGAUAUGAGUGUGCCUGCAUUGAUGGUUAUACGGGUGGGGAUUGUGCUUAUGAUAAAGAUGACUGUCUGAGUUCUCCAUGUUUAAACAAUGGAACAUGCAUUGACAAAUUAAAUAGUUACAUUUGCGAAUGUCCCGAUGGCUUCGUGGGAUUACACUGUGAAAAAGAUGUUAUCGACUGCUUUGAAGACGUAUGUCUGAAUGGGGGUAUUUGUAGAGACGGAAUAAAUACUUAUGACUGCGACUGUUCUCCUGGAUAUUUUGGACAACAUUGCGAAUUCGAAAUGAACGAAUGCGACUCCUGCCCUUGUCUAUUUGGAGGAUCUUGUCAUGACAAAGUAAAUGGUUAUGUUUGCACUUGUCUCAAUGGCUUCACCGGCGUAAAUUGUGAAGAAAAUAUCGACGACUGCAAGCUAAGUCCAUGUUUUAACAACGGAACAUGCCUAGACGAAGUUGUUGACUACUCGUGUUACUGUCCAGAGGGCUUCACCGGUGCAAAUUGCGAAAUUCUCAUUGAUUUCUGUGAAGAAGCAACCUGCACAAACGAUGGGACCUGCAUCAAUUCACCCAAAGGUUUUGAAUGCGAGUGCAGAAAUGGCUAUUACGGAGAAAGAUGUGAACUAGUGGUUAAUGAAUGCUGGACUCAGCCUUGCUUUACUGAUGCAACCUGUGUUAGCAGUGGAAGGAAUUUUACCUGUAUUUGCCCUAAUGGAUUUACUGGUAAGCUCUGCGAAAUUGGUAUAAAUGAGUGUGCGAGUAGUCCUUGCAAGAAUGCCGCAAUUUGUGCCGAUGACAUCGAUGGAUUCACUUGCAUUUGCAAUGAGGGCUACGGUGGAACUUUGUGUGAAAAUGACAUUGAUGAAUGCAAGUUUAACCCUUGUGCAAACAAUGGAACAUGUCAUAACCUGACACCGGGUUAUAAGUGCAGCUGUCUUGACAUAUUUGGAGGGAAAAAUUGCGACAAGGAAUUAGAUUUAUGUGAAUCAAGGCCUUGCCAAAAUGGAGGAAAUUGCACCAUCGAUCGUUCCAACAGUACAUUCAAAUGCGCUUGUCUACCUGGUUUUACCGGAAGGCAGUGUGAACAGAACAUCGAUGACUGCCGAGGAGUGUCAUGUUUUAAAAAUUCAUACUGCAUUGACUCGGUAAACAAUUACACCUGCGAGUGUCUUCCAUCUUAUACAGGGGAUUAUUGCGACAUCCUUCUUGGCAGUAACUUUGAUCUGAUUUUUAAAAGGAAAACUGCAGACGACAUGGUUCUUCUUCCGGAUAACAACAGAAUCCCCAACAUGGCUCGCUUUACCGUUGCCAUGUUCCUAAAGGCGGAUUCCAAGGUCAAGUCAGGAACUCUGUUUGGAUAUAGCGUGGAAGAAGACUCCAAAGAAAAUAUAGUGCUGUAUUAUUCUGCCACUCAAUUGCGCAUGAAAUUGAAAGACAAAAUCAUUAGCGCAAACUGCACCCUUGCAGAUGAUCAAUGGCAUUUCGUUGGAGGCGUGUGGGAUGGAGAAACUGGAGUCGUUUCGCUGUAUUUGGAUGGGCGGGAGUUAAAAAAACAAGACAAUGUUCUUAAAGGGAUGCUUAUGCUAGGUGGUGGAUGGAUUUCCCUGGGAAAGUUUUAUAUUGCUUCCCAAAAAAGAGCUGAUACAUCUUCGUUCUUUUCUGGAACUCUCCACCAAGUGAACCUGUGGAGCACUGCUGCUACAGCUGAUCAUAUUUGGCUAGCUGCUCAGAACUGCUCUUGGCCCAUUCCUGGAAGUAUAAGAGGUUGGACUGAUUUUCUUUUUGGAAUCAGAGGAGAAGUGGCAAAGAAAUUUAAGUCAGAUUGCAAAGCCAUAAAGACAACAACCAGGGGAUCCGCGUAUCACUUUGCAAGAUGUGAAUCCCGGGAAGUCCGUUAUUACUGCAUUUGCGAAGCAGGAUUUACUGGUGAUCACUGCAAAAUCAACAUUAAUGACUGUGCGACAAAUCCUUGCGUACAUGGGAAUUGUGUUGAUGGUAUUAACCAAUAUGAUUGCGUCUGUCAACACGGAUACUGGGGAAAACAUUGCGAACGGAAGCUAAGCAUCGAGAAAGCGUGUCCAAGAAUUGGAAAACCAUUUAAAGGCAGUAAACAAUGCAAAAAGGCCGGUGGCGAGGCUCUGUGUACGUUGAAGUGCGACGAGGGAAAUUCCUUCGAAUUUAAAGCAACAACUAGAUUGACCUGUGGUCCUGACACGAGGUGGAAAUGGAACGGGAUAAGCAAACUAAGAUUACCUAUCUGUUCUACAAUUGUUUCUCCAGGAAAAAUAUCACAUGAAUUCUCCCUUCUUUUCUAUGGCAUCGUUUGCCAUAGAAGCCCACAUCCACAAGGAGUAAUUACAGCAAUUGAACUUGGAGUAAGAAAAUCACUUAUGAGUAUCCCAGGAUGCUCCUUUUCCGAUGAAUGCAAAGCCUAUGCCGUCACUUCAUCGGCAUGUGGCGAUGUUACCAAUGCAUUGAAAGUUCAGUUUUCGGUGUCAAUCCAAAAAAGUCGGUCAACACUGGUUGCAACCAUUGAGGAAACAAGCGAAGCCGCCAAGUUUCAGUUGGAGUACGACGUAUCAACGGGGAAUUUUGCGAUUAACAUCAAUGGUAUCAGCGUUACUGCAGACAAGUCGUCGUUAAAACAUCUGUAUACCUCAUUUACGUGUUUACCGGGAUCUGUAGUGGGCAAGGGCGCCGAGGGUUGUGUGAAAUGUCCCAUUCAAACGUUCCAUAACCAGAAAACUCACGUGUGUGAACCCUGUGGCUUAAACUCCUAUCAAGACAAAGAAGGACAAACCAGCUGCUUGUUUUAUCCUGGUUUUGGAAAUAAGUAAUUUGCUCCUUGAUCAAUGCAACGAGUUAAAUAACAUGUCAGUGUUCCUAGCUGGCACGCAUGUUUAACUGGUUUUCAUGUUAUAGCUUGAACCAUUGAAUUAGUAGUGAUUCGUCUUAAGUGCUUCAAUUUAGAUUUUAUACUUGUCAUCAGUCAAUAUCUGUGGUAUUCACUUGAUCAGCUGGGAAAGCUCGAGUAAACUGUAUUUUCAUAAGCAAAAGUAUAGUGUCCUAUCUAAUUGCGGAUAACAUUCAAGUUCCCAUGUAGCCAUUUUAGUGUUGUAGUAUAAUGGAUUGCUUUGUUUUGCAGUAUGUUUGGUCCAAGUGACACAAGAAUCAUCCUUAGUCGCCUCUAGUGGUCUGCAUUCGAACAUCAUUCAUUUCAUGUUAAUGCUAUGGUUACCCUUAAAAAUGCAAUAGUUGUCACCGCCCUACCCCAGUCCCAUGAUUUCGCUAUGCUCAUAACAGAUGUUUGAUUAUUUUUGCGGUUGCACGAAAGACUUAAAUAAACUAACUACUUUCAAAUUUCAA
Messenger RNA from Stylophora pistillata, 9654 nucleotides. RefSeq lists its product as uncharacterized. The record is from RefSeq and is a predicted model, not a curated record. Gene Ontology annotation, molecular function: calcium ion binding. Lineage: Eukaryota; Metazoa; Cnidaria; Anthozoa; Scleractinia; Pocilloporidae.